Messenger RNA from Nannospalax galili (Upper Galilee mountains blind mole rat), 1169 nucleotides. It is a transcript of the gene Stx8, whose product is annotated as syntaxin 8. The coding region runs from base 373 to 996 and encodes 207 amino acids. Gene Ontology annotation, cellular component: endomembrane system; SNARE complex. Lineage: Eukaryota; Metazoa; Chordata; Mammalia; Rodentia; Spalacidae. Gene Ontology annotation, molecular function: SNAP receptor activity; SNARE binding. The transcript has 8 exons. The record is from RefSeq and is a predicted model, not a curated record. Gene Ontology annotation, biological process: vesicle fusion; intracellular protein transport.
CGGAGUCCCUGGAAAAGACUUUGAUUCUGUUCAACAUUUUAACAAUUUUCCUAGUGCCCAGAACUUCGCGUGUCUUAGUGGAAAUCGAUAGUUGCAACCUAUUGUUCACUAGGAGGGCACUUCGGGCGACCGUGGGGGCGCGGUCUUGAGGCCCCGGGGCAAGCAUUCACUUUGCAAACUCAAGGCUGUGGUCGCGUUUGGAACCGCGGGGAGUGAGCCGAUCGGGCCGCCGUAGUCAGCUGCUGCGAGCAGGAAGUGUCCAAGGAGCGGGCGGAGACUGCAGGAUGGCCCCGGACCCCUGGUUCUCCACAUACGAUUCUACUUGUCAAAUUGCCCAAGAAAUUGCUGAGAAAAUUCAACAACGCAAUCAGUAUGAAAGAAGAGCUUAUGGUGACAAUCAGAGCUUUGUUGCAGAAUCUGAAGGAAAAGAUCGCCCUUUUGAAGGACUUACUGCUAAGAGCUGUGUCAACACAUCAGAUAACACAACUGGAAGGGGAUCGAAGACAGAGCCUGCUGGAUGAUCUGGUAACUCGAGAGAGACUACUUCUGGCAUCUUUUAAGAAUGAGGGUGCGGAGCCGGAUCUGAUCAGGUCCAGCCUGAUGAGCGAAGAAGCUAAGCGAGGAACACCCAACCCUUGGCUCUUUGAGGAGCCGGAGGAGACCAGAGGUUUGGGUUUUGAUGAGAUCCGGCAACAACAGCAGAAAAUUAUCCAAGAACAGGAUGCAGGUCUUGAUGCCCUUUCCUCUAUCAUAAGUCGCCAAAAGCAAAUGGGGCAGGAAAUUGGGAAUGAACUGGAUGAACAGAAUGAGAUCAUUGAUGACCUUGCCAACCUUGUGGAGAACACAGACGAGAAACUUCGCACCGAAGCGCGGCGCGUGAACUUGGUGGACAGAAAGUCCACUUCCUGUGAGGAUGAACUCAAAUGCCCUGAUGUUUGCUCCAAGUACCACUUGCCCCAGAACUGGAGCUUACCUUUUCUCCAUUUUGACUUUUGAACGUCUACAACAUUGAUUUAAAGAAUACUUAUAGACUAAUAGAAAAGGAGUCAGCAUCUUGGAGAUGCUGAGAACACUAUUGAGAACAUCUGAGAACAUCUAUUUCUGUUUGGACACCGACUUGUUCAGAGUCAAGAAACACAGCCCAAGACCACAUGCCCUAAAGGAGGAAC